This is a messenger RNA of Oryctolagus cuniculus (rabbit), 4837 nucleotides long. RefSeq names its product DPEP2 neighbor (gene DPEP2NB). The record is from RefSeq and is a predicted model, not a curated record. NCBI's taxonomy places the organism in Eukaryota, Metazoa, Chordata, Mammalia, Lagomorpha, Leporidae.
CUGAUGUUAGCUGGCUUGAAUGCGAUGCCAGGGGUUGGCACUGUGGUGUAGCUGGUUCAGCUGCCACGGGGGGUGCCCACACUGCAUAUCAGAAUGCCGGAGAUGGAGUCCCACCUCCACUCCCAAUUCAGCUUCCUGCAAAUGAGCACCCUGGGAGGCAGCAGGUGACUCCCAUGUGGGAGAUCUGUCUGGAGUUCCUGUCUCCUGGCUUUGGACCGGCACCCUCCACCGCCGGCUAUUGUGGAUAUUUGGGGAAUGAACCAGAAGGUGCAAGACCCGUCUCUGUCUCUUUCACUCUGCCUUCCAAAUAAAUAAAAAUAAGCUUUUUAAAACGCAUGAUGCCAGAACAGGGAUCUUUGCAGUGCCCUCAGUGAGUGAACAAACUUCUCAGUGGGAAGCUCUGGGCUGCCCUGUCCUCUGCCUGCUAGAGCUUUGGAAGGGAAGCUGUCAGUCAGCAUUGGAGGUUAAAGUACUGAGACUGGCUCUCUGGUUUCCACAUGUCAUGCGAAAAAUAAAGUGGGUUGUUUUACUCUCUGUCAUCAUUUCCAACUGAUGUUUUCGUGGGUCUCCUUUAUAUAAUUACCUUUGGCACAGAGUUCAGAUUCUUAAGAUUCACCCAAGACCACCGCAUCUAGGACAGGUUUUCUCUAGGUUGAUAAUAUUUUAAGUUUUUAUUUUAUUCAAAAUUUAAUUUUACUUGAAUGAACAACAGAGAGAGAGAGGUCUUCCAUCUACUGGUUCACUUCCCAAAUGCUCAGAACAGCCAGGGUUGGGCAAGGCCAAAGUCAGGAGCCCCAAACUACAUCCAGGGCUACCAAGUGAGUAGCAAGAACCUAAGUACUUGACCCAUCGUCUGCUGUCUUCCAGGCUGUGCACCGGCAGAAAACUGGAUCAGGAGCAGAGGAGCCAGGACUCAAACCAGGCUCCAAUAUCAGGUGCAGGCAUGCAAACAGCAACUUAACCGCUGCGUAAACACCCACCCAAAGAGAGUUUCCUUACCAGUAAUACUUGGGCAAAAUUGCAAACUCAGAGUGAAAUGUCUCUGGGAAUUUUACCUUCAGGAAGGAAGGUAAAAGGAAAAGGUCAGCUGCAGAAGUAUCGCUUGUGCGUUUCCAGGCUGCCUUCUGCCCCAUUUUUGUGUGGCAGAAGAAGGAAAUUAAUGAAAGUGUUACAAAACAGGCAAAGUAAGCAUUUAGCAUCCCUUAUCUCCUGGGUUCCAGUCUCUGUGUAAGUUUUGCCUGUAGUUGAGGGUCAAAUGUAAUACUCCAUAAAACAAUUCAGGGCCCAGAGCAACCUUUGCCAAAAGAAUAUUGUACUGAGUGUACAAUUAUAGCUCUCUUUCACAUACAAAGAAACAGGCUUAAAGGGAUAAAAGAAUGUGCUCGAGAUUAAACAGAUAAGUAGGACAGCAUCUGGUCUGUCUGCCCCAGAGGUUGUGUUCCUAACCACCAUACUAGCUUCUCUCAAAUAUGAUUCAUACACAGAAUUACUACAUCUGUUUUCCUGGAGUAUUCCUCAUUUAUAGCUGUUGCCUCGCAGUUUCUAAGCUUGCCCAUUUUGACACUCAAAAACAUCCCAGUUAAACAGUUUGGUCACUAUCUAUGGAUCAUUGUGGCAGAAUUGCCUGGGAAACUUGUUAAAAGUGCAAAUUCCUAUUUCCCAUUACAGAUUGGAUUAAGCUGUUUGUGGGUUGACCCAAGAAUCCUAUUUUUUUAAGCAUCCAAGGUGAUUCUCAGGCCCCUUUAAGUUACUCUCCCAUUUGUCUACCCUGUGCUGCCUUUCCCCGUGGUCCUGGCCACGCCCUGGUGAAGUAGUUAUGUACCCCCAACAAAGCAGGGGUGCUUCUGAACAAGUGCUUCAGGAAUCUGGUCUCACGCUGACCUUCCUGCCAGGAAGAGCCUCCCCCAGAACCCUCCCCUUCACCACUCCACCAGCUGUCAGCUCUGAUCAGGCCUGAUCUCUGUGGCAUAACAUGCACCACAGUAAUUCAAGCAGCUUCCCAGAAGAGAUGCUGGGAUUCCCAGCUGUGGUCGCCCCACCUCCAGGAUAGUAGCUAAGGCAGCCCCUACCUCAUAAAGCAUCCCAACUGCAACAGCCCUGGUAAACAACUGCCCCGUGCUUGUUUUUUCAAGGUCUCCUAAAUGUUAUCAUUUCUAGGAAGUUCUUGGCCACAUCAAACCAAAGUCUGCCUCAAAUGGUUUCCUAGUUUGGCCUGAUGUGGCUAAGGGCAGCUUGUUUCCUCCUCAGAGCAGGACCUGCUCGUCUUUUUGGAACCUGCUUUUCACCUGUGUUGCUGCUGCUGAGCCCAUAUUUUCUAAGGGGGCGGGAUUUAUUGGUUACCUCUUCAGAGGGGAGGGGAGUGAAAUGAUAAGGUAUUCAUUUUGUAUGGUUAUUCUCAUAAUUUUUGAAUGUUAGGUUAAAAUGGGUCCAUCAUUCCCACUUUGUGAAAUCAGUCAAAAACCUCAUUUUGCCUCGGGAGCACCCUUAACAUCCCUCCCCCUGUCCAUCAUCUUGAAAUCUGGUGAGCUUGUCUUUGCAUUCCCGCCAGCUAAAAAUCUGGAGCCCCAGCAUGAACAACAUGAAACCCUGCUGUUGAGCACACCACCUCUGCUACUUGUGUUCACUUGAGUAGACCCCUUUACAUCGUGGGUUUUGGUUUUUCUUUUUUGAGUAUUCAGAUGUAAAUGCAUGAAUAUUCUAUGAAUGUACAUUUGGAACAGAACAAAGUCAAGAAAAUGUCUUUGCUUUUAUUUUUUUUUUUUUCAAAGAUUAUUUAUUUGAAAGUUACAAAAAGAGAGAUCUUCCAUUCUCUGGUUCACUCCCUAGAUGGCUGCAACUGCCAGGGCUGGGCCAGGCUGGACCAGGAGUCAGGGGUUUUAUCCAGGUCUCCAAGAUGGGUGGCAGGGCCCCAGGUACUUGAGCUAUCUUCCACUGCUUUUCCCAGGCCAGUAGCAGGGAGCUGGAUCUGAAGUGGAGCUGCCAGGACUUGAACUGGAGCCCAUGUGGGAUAUUGGCAUUGCAAGUGUUGGCUUUAUCUGCUAUGCCACAACACUGGCUCCCAUCUUUGCUUUUAUUAUAUUUUUUUUACAUUUUUGUUUGUUUAUUAAAAGGAAGCAAGAGAAACAGGUCUUCCAUCCGUUGGCUCACUCUCCAAAUGACUGCAGCAGCCAGGACUGAGUCAGGCCAAAGUCAAGAGACCAGAAUUCAGUCUGGGCUUUCCACAUGGUAACAAGUACCCAAGUACCACUUUGAGCCAUCAUCUGCUGCCUCCAAGGCAGUACAUUAGCAAGAAGCUGCAUCAGAAGUGGAGCAGGGACUCAAACCUAGGUACUCCAAUAUGGCAUGCAAGUAUCCCAAGCAGUGGCUUAAACACAGCACCAAACCCCCAUCCCCUGCCUUUGCUUUGAUUCUUCUCUGCUGGAGUGUCUUUCUUCUCCCCGUGUGUCCAAAUCUCACUAUCCUUUAGCCCACCUUCAAGGAGCCUUCCCUGAUUCCAUAGUCCUUCCAGUUGUCUGCCUCUCCAACUGUUGAAUGCUUAAGGUAAGGCUGUGUAACCUAGCAGCCACUUAGGUUAAUCUGGCACCUCUAGCCAAUCUCAGAAUUUGGUUUCCCUUACCCUCGUGUGGUCAGUGAGGCUGUGCCAGCCUAUAGGUGUGUUCCAAAAGGAAUGGCUACUUGAAUAAGGAGUGAGUGGGGAGGGCCCAGGCAGGUGCCCCUCUGCGUUCAUCCCACUCUUCCACAAAACGCCAAGGGCCUGAAGCCUGCCCUUUAGGUCAUGUAUUCCCUGUGUGACCACACUGGGUAGUGAGGACCUCACAGGCUCUCUAUUUCCACGUCAGGGUAUCUACGCAAACAUGAUGCCCUUGCAGAAAUUUCCCUACCAUUUCUCUUCUAGAUACCAACCUGUGUGGUUGCCUAUGACAGUGUCUGAGCAGAUCUUGUAUAUUCACCCUAACUUGUCCUGUGUCCCCUGGGAGGGCAGUGCAGCGGCAGUUGUGCCUCCCACUUCUCUUCCUGUUUGUGGCCUCUCCCAUAUCUUCUACCGAGGAUGUAGAGAAACGCAGGUAGGCUGGGACGGGGAGACAUACUGCCUGGUUUGUGGCUUCCAGGUCUAUGGUGAUGCUUCUUUAGCAAAGUCAAGAACAGAGAAGCCACUCCUGUGUUGGGCUCCCAAGAGACCUCAAGCUCUGGCAGAGUUGGACAAAGUCCUGAGUUGCUCUGUCCCCAAAACUUGGCACUUGCGGCGUGUGGGAAUAAGAUCAGUCCACAGAAGCUUGUUGGCCGAGCCCUUCGUGGAGGACAAAUGUCUAACUGCCUUAGAUGCUUAAUGCCCCUUCUGCAGUGACCUCCAUUGUCCACCACUGGAGACAGAGGCUGGGCCACUCUGCCAGUAGCCCCUCUUCCAUACUAACUGCCCACGAACUGGGGUUUGAAGUGAGAAGCUGUUUUGAACAUCCCAGGGCUGAAGCUAGCCUGGAAGAAAGCCUGAUGUUCCUCUGCCCAAUCCUGUAGCGUUUCUUCCUGGGCAGAAGAAAGAAAAGCCUGCAUUCUGCCAGCCAAGGAGAAGUCAGGAGCAGAGACGGGGUGCAGAGUGGCCAGAAUGGGCCCAGUCCGCCAGAGGGACUCCUCCCCUGAGUCAUUGCCCACACAAAACAGGAAGGAGUGGGCUUCCUGAAACUGGAAGCAGCAAGCUGUGGCUACCCAGGGAGUCUCCUGCCUGGGGUGUUAGGAGACAGAAUAAAGAAACCUAGCGAGCCCGUCUACCUGGAGCAGGAACAGUACGGAUAAAGUCAAGCAGUACACCCCUGACCCCUGAGGCUCGUAUGCAUCCUUACCC